UUCCACUAAACAAACACUCCAACUCUUUCUUUCUUCUCCAAUGUAUUUUUCCCAAGAAGUAGAAUCCUCAUUUCCCUCUCUGACUUUCCAAAUACGAAGAAGCCAACCAGAGCUAAUCCCUCCAGCCUCACCCACUCCUCACGAAACCAAACUCCUCUCCCACAUAGACCAACAACCUGGCCUUCGCGCAAAUAUUCCAAUCAUACAAUUCUACCGUAACCAGCCUUCCAUGGCAGGGAAAGAUCCCGUUAAAGUGAUCAGAAACGCAAUUGCACAAGCACUUGUGUUUUACUAUCCACUCGCGGGUAGAGUUAAGGAAGCUUCUGGUGGUGAACUUGUGGUGGAUUGUAAUGAAGAAGGUGUGAUGUUUAUUGAAGCUGAUGCUGACGUCACGCUUGAACAAUUUGGUGAAAUUAAACCGCCGUUUCCGUGUUUAGAAGAACUGCUUUAUGAUGCUGCGGUUCCGGAGGGAGUUCUGAAUACUCCCAUCCUGCUUAUACAGGUAACACGUCUGAAAUGUGGUGGUUUCAUUUUUGCUCUUCGAUUCAACCACACCAUGGUAGACGGAGUAGGCAUUGUUCAUUUCAUCUUAUCAGUAACAGAAAUAGCCAAAGGCGCAAAACAACCUUCAAUUCUACCCUCAUGGAACAGAGAGCUUCUCCGCGCAAGAGAUCCUCCACGCGUCACAUUCAACCACCGCGAAUACGAACAACUCACAAACAUGCAAACCGACGCCGUUUUAGUCUCAACAGAAUUCUCCGAACGAUCUUUCUUCUUCGGUCCAAACGAGAUAUCCGCACUACGACGCUUACUCCCACGCGAUCUGGAAAGCGCGUCAACAACCUUCGAAAUCAUCACAUCAUACAUCUGGCGUUGUCGCACGAGAGCGUUGGGGUUAAAUCCAACCGAAGAGAUCCGAAUGAUGUGCAUCGUGGACGCGCGUGGUAAAUUCGAUCCUCCGGUCCCGAUCGGUUACUACGGAAGCUGUUUCGCCUUCCCGGCGGCGGUUACAAUCGCGGGAGAGCUUAGUGAAAAACCGUUAGAGUUUGCGGUGGAGUUGAUAAAGGAAGCUAGUAGUGAAGUGAGUGAGGAGUAUAUGCAUUCUGUGGCGGAUCUAAUGGUGAGUGAAGGAAGGCCAAUGUUUACUGUGGUGAGGUCGUGUCUUGUGUUGGAUACGACGGAUGGUGGAUUUAGAAACUUGGAUUUUGGUUGGGGGAAAGCGGUGUAUGGUGGAAUUGCGAAACCUGGUGCUGGGAGUUUUCCUUAUGUGCAUUUUCAUGUUCCGGGUCAGAAUGCAAAAGGAGAGGAAGGGAUAUUUGUUUUGAUUUCUUUGCCUACUGAAAUUAUGACAGCUUUUGUUAAAGAGUUGAAUGAGUUGAUUGUUUAAGGACAUGGACAAAUUAAGCCACUUAAUUUAGUUUGAAGUAUUUUAAACCCUAAAUAAAAUUUAAGAUUGGUUUA
Molecule: messenger RNA, 1461 nt
Organism: Vicia villosa (hairy vetch)
Lineage: Eukaryota; Viridiplantae; Streptophyta; Magnoliopsida; Fabales; Fabaceae
Product: benzyl alcohol O-benzoyltransferase-like
Exons: 2
Coding region: 41-1387 (448 amino acids)
Molecular function (GO): acyltransferase activity, transferring groups other than amino-acyl groups
Source: RefSeq, a predicted model, not a curated record